This is a messenger RNA of Drosophila suzukii, 1332 nucleotides long. It is a transcript of the gene Atg10, whose product is annotated as Autophagy-related 10. NCBI's taxonomy places the organism in Eukaryota, Metazoa, Arthropoda, Insecta, Diptera, Drosophilidae. The record is from RefSeq and is a predicted model, not a curated record. Gene Ontology annotation, molecular function: Atg12 transferase activity. Gene Ontology annotation, cellular component: intracellular anatomical structure. Gene Ontology annotation, biological process: protein lipidation; macroautophagy; protein modification by small protein conjugation.
AAUCGAUAACGACGCGGUGCCGUGCGUAAAAGACGGCCCAUCUCUAGCUGAAUGUAACCAAUUGGGCAAAUUCGAGUAUAAUGGGAGAUUUAAGCUGGAAAGACUUUCUGAGUCAGGCUAAGCAGUUCCUAGAAAUUUCUCAGCAGUUGGGUGAUAGUUGGAUGCUGGUGGAAAAGGAUUCGGAUGAAGCCAACACCUUUCUGAAGUUCAGUCAAAAGAUUAAGGAUAUUACAGGGGAGUUGGUUAAUGUGGAGUAUCACGUGGUCUAUAGUAUUUCCUAUCAAGUACCCAUGAUGUUUUUCCAGGCACACAGAUCAGAUGGAAGUCUUCUGGACCUGGAGGCUACUUGGAAACUGUUUAUGCCGGAAACAAAAGCCAACGAUCUCUACCAGAUACUUACUCAAAUGGACCAUCCUGUACUAUUUAGACCUUUCAUGGCACUGCAUCCAUGUCGCACCGUCGAGGUUCUAAGGCAAUUCGGACAGCCCAGUAGUAAUCAGGUUUUAACCUUUAUAAGCCUCUAUGGUCCCCAUAUUAAAUUGAACCUGCAAAAUGCCUACGGCCUUAGCCAAGAUUACACGUAAUUUGGAUUUAUUGGUGGUUGUUUUAAACACUGGUUAUAGGAGUAUACACGUGUGGAUAAUAUGGCAUAUGUAUUAUACAGUUUUACAUUCCGUUCGCUGUCUUAAACUGGUUUGACCUUUACACUGAAUAUGCUAUAUUUGAGGGCCAUUAUGGGUACCCAUCUCAUCUAGUACUUGGCACAAGUGAAGAUCCAAAUUGUACAAUAUAUGCGGGCAAACAGUUAUGGGAUAUACAUAGUUAUAUAGCGACCACUCUACCACACUUCAGUGGCUAAUCUAAGUACGAAACAAAGUACUAUAAUAAACCUACAAAAGGAAGCAAACUUUGUACACAGAUUAUAACUCCGCUUAGGGGAUACAUUGUUCUACUUAUGCAUUAAAAUAUGGCUAACAUAGUAUAUAGUUUGCAAGUUUCACUCGCUUUCUUCGUUUCUUUCACUGGUAAUAUCAACUAGUAGUUGCUUGUUCGAUUAUUUCAUAGUAUCCAAUAUAGAGCUAUUAUUAGAUAGUUAUAUGCUUAGACCUAAUUGUACUGUACACAAGCGUGGCCUAAGUUGAGCCGCUUUGCUUUGCAUUUUACUAAUGUUAAGUGGUUCAUUUAUAAUUAAUGUUAACUGGCUACUGUGUGGCAUUAGCGGCACCCCGGCGCCAACACAAAAUCCUCCUGUUCCUGGCGAAACCGAGGCAUUGUGGGCUUGGGGAAUCGCAUUGAAAAUGUUUAUUUGCAAAAUAAAUCGAUUUUUAUGUA